Molecule: messenger RNA, 498 nt
Organism: Lasiosphaeria miniovina
Lineage: Eukaryota; Fungi; Ascomycota; Sordariomycetes; Sordariales; Lasiosphaeriaceae
Exons: 1
Coding region: 176-436 (86 amino acids)
Source: RefSeq, a predicted model, not a curated record
CAACGGACAGCGACUUGAAGCGGGUGGGAAUUGGGAAGCGCAUCAUUUUCUAUCUCUGCAUCUGCAGAUUAGUGAUACUCGCUCGGGGGCCAUCUCUCCGGCUUGGUCUGGCAAUCUGGGAGGGAGUACCUCUUCAGCAUCUUGAAGACCCGUCUUCCUUUACUGAAAACGCGUGAUGGGCCCCUUUGGUGAUGCCAAGCGGGGGCCAAGUGCCCGCACAGGAAGCAGCAAGGGUGAGCCUCUAGGACCCAUGCCCGACAUCCCAGCGAGAGCCUUGUCAGCUCGGCGGCCAGCCAAUCAUUCAGCGCCAAUGGCGCACACCGGCGCUUCAGAUGGCCGGGGGCACUACGGCCGUGUCCCGGCCGGGCCGCUAGAGGCAAGCUCGCCCUUUUCAGCCGGGUGCAGCCAUCACUGCAGUCUGUCUGCCAUCAUCUGAAUUGAUGCGCGCUGUCCGCCCGGUCUCCGAGUCCCCAAUGGGCCCGAAUAUCUCUUGGCAGC